CUGCCGCCGCGGGGCGGGAGGCGGCCAUGUCGCUAUUGUCUGCGCUGGUGCCCUUGCUCCGGGUGUACUGCAUCGGCCUCCGCGUCAUCCUGCACCAGCUGCGCCGCCGCUUCCAGCCGCGGCGCGCCCCGGCCUCAGUGUCUCCCGAGACCUCGGCUCAGAGCCGCGCGGGCGCUCCCUCCCUCAGCCCAGUUUUCCCUACACAAAAUGGAAAGGUUGCUAUAGUGACUGGAGGCACUAAAGGAAUUGGUUACCAAACUGUGAAGUAUUUGGCAAGACUUGGCAUGCAUGUGAUAAUAGCUGGAAACAGUGAAAGUGAUGGCCAAGAAGCGGUGAGGAAAAUAAAAGAAGAAACUUUGACUGGAAAAGUGGAGUUUUUAUACUGUGAUUUGGCUUCCAUGAAGUCUAUACGGCGAUUUGUGCAGCAGUUUAGAGCAAAGAAUUGUCCACUCCAUGUCCUGGUGAAUAAUGCUGGGGUGAUGCUGGUCCCUGAAAGGAAGACGGAGGAUGGGUUUGAGGAGCACUUCGGCUUGAACUACUUGGGACACUUCCUGUUGACUAACCUCCUCUUGGAUACGCUGAAGCAAUCAGGAACGCACAGUCACAGCGCUAGGAUCAUCACUGUCUCAUCAGCCACCCAUUAUGUAGGCAAAUUGCACCUAAACGACUUACAAAGCAGAUGUUCGUAUUCACCCCAUGGAGCCUAUGCCCAAAGCAAACUUGCCCUCGUGUUAUUUACCUAUCGACUACAGCAUCUUCUGACUGCAAAUGGAAGCCAUGUGACUGCUAAUGUAGUAGACCCUGGAGUAGUGAAUACUGAGCUCUACCAGCAUGUCUUUUGGGUUGUGAAAGUGGUCAAAUGGAUGACAGCCUGGCUAUUUUUCAAGAGCCCAGAGGAAGGAGCCUCUACAACCAUCUAUGCAGCAGUAUCACCUGAGAUGGAAGGAGCUGGUGGCUGCUACCUCUACAACGAGGAAAGGACAAAAUCGGCAGACGUAGCGUAUGAUGAGGAGCUGCAGAGAAGGCUCUGGACAGAAAGCUGCAAGAUGGUUGGGAUUUCUGAUGAAGCCAGCAGGCUUCCCUAGAAGAAGCCACUUUCAGCUGGGUAAAUGAAAUGCAUUGAAAAGCAUCUUAGGUGAAUUCUUGCAGCAUCAGUCAUCAUCCUGGAAAUCACUGUUCAGUCCCAAAGGCAAACGUGAACAGCUCUGUUCUUCACUUGAAUCCCUAAUCUGAUAGGGUGUGGGGGGAAUAUUCCCACAGAAAGGUGUAGUGGUUGGUUUUAAAUCUAACCAUCAGUUUUGUAAAUCAUUCUGUUUCAGUCCGUGAUUAAAAUACAAUCUUUAAACAUGUGCA
Molecule: messenger RNA, 1353 nt
Organism: Melospiza melodia melodia
Lineage: Eukaryota; Metazoa; Chordata; Aves; Passeriformes; Passerellidae
Gene: DHRSX
Product: dehydrogenase/reductase X-linked
Exons: 8
Coding region: 27-1085 (352 amino acids)
Biological process (GO): positive regulation of autophagy
Cellular component (GO): extracellular region
Source: RefSeq, a predicted model, not a curated record